AUGGAUAAUCUGCGCGUUGAAGAUGUCGAGGCCGACGGGACCGUGGUGUUCAGCUUGUUCCUAGGCCCCGAGUUUCUGCAUGUUGGCGAUAGACCAAUGCACGUCGUUGACGAUAGCGCCGCACUCUGCGCCUGGGUAUUGGGAACUGCGGUGCUUGUGCGAGGCGAGAUUGUGUCCGAGGAUGGGAAAAUCGUCUACGAUGUGGUCGACCAUAAUAAAAUCAAUGUGCGGCUGAAACCUCGCGCUCCUGGCUCCAAACUGUGA
Molecule: messenger RNA, 264 nt
Organism: Cladophialophora immunda
Lineage: Eukaryota; Fungi; Ascomycota; Eurotiomycetes; Chaetothyriales; Herpotrichiellaceae
Exons: 3
Coding region: 1-264 (87 amino acids)
Source: RefSeq, a predicted model, not a curated record